Molecule: messenger RNA, 9795 nt
Organism: Artibeus jamaicensis (Jamaican fruit-eating bat)
Lineage: Eukaryota; Metazoa; Chordata; Mammalia; Chiroptera; Phyllostomidae
Gene: BDH1
Product: 3-hydroxybutyrate dehydrogenase 1
Exons: 7
Coding region: 321-1361 (346 amino acids)
Molecular function (GO): oxidoreductase activity
Source: RefSeq, a predicted model, not a curated record
UUUAGCCCUGGGAGUCUGAUUCUCACCCUCCUGGGAGGGCUCCUCUUGGCUUUAAACCCUUAAUCCUUAGUUUCCCAGAUUGCAGCCAGCAGGGAGCAGGUCUCCCUGUGAACCAGGCUCCAAGUGGUGGCUGAAGAACAGCCUUAGUUUUAAAAGCGCCAUUUUUUCCUCUGCUUGGAAAGAUAGGCCCCCUGCUGUUUCUGCACGCUUCAAUGAGUUUGAGCAGCAAGUUAAUUGCCCUGUUGUUCUCAGGACCUGGUAGCUCCUAGGUUCAGAGUUUAUAAGAAUUCGCCUGGAGGAGGCUGUUCAUUCCACCUUGUAUGGCCACAAUGCUGACUGCCCGCCUCUCUAGACCCCUGUCAAAGCUCCCAGGGAAAACCCCGAGUUUCCCUGACAGAGAAAGUGGAACAAGGUGCACACUGCAGUUUUAUUCCGCCUCAUUCGUCCCUGUAGGUCAUCGCACUUACGCCGAUGCAGUGACCCCCGUCGGCAGCAAAGCUGUCCUGGUCACCGGCUGUGACUCUGGAUUUGGGUUCUCCUUGGCCAAGCAUCUGCAUUCAAAAGGCUUCCUUGUGUUUGCUGGCUGCUUGAUGAAGGACAAAGGGGAUGUUGGAGCCAAGGAACUGGACAGCUUGAAGAGCGAUCGACUGAGAACUGUUCAGCUCAAUGUCUGCAAAAGCGAGGAGGUGGAGAGAGUGGUGGAGAUUGUCCGCGCGAGCCUGGAGGACCCUGAGAAAGGCAUGUGGGGCCUGGUUAACAACGCAGGCAUCUCAACAUUCGGGGAGGUGGAGUUCACCAGCAUGGAGACCUACAAGGAGGUGGCAGAAGUGAACCUCUGGGGCACAGUGAGGGUAACAAAAUCCUUUCUCCCCCUCAUCCGAAGGGCCAAAGGCCGCGUCAUCAACAUCGGCAGCAUGCUGGGCCGCAUACCUUAUCCAGCCCGCUCCUCAUACUGCAUCACCAAGUUCGGGGUAGAGGCUUUCUCUGACUGCCUGCGCUAUGAGAUGCAUCCUCUGGGUGUGAAGGUCUGCGUGGUGGAACCUGGCAACUUCAUCGCUGCCACAAGCCUCUAUAGCCCCGAGCGCAUCCAAGCCAUUGCCAAUAAGUUGUGGGACGAGCUGCCUGAGGUGGUGCGCAAGGACUAUGACAAGAAGUGUUUUGAUGAGAAGACCGCCACCAUGCGUACCUACUGCAACAGUGGCUCCACUGACAUAUCCCCUGUUAUCAACGCUAUCACCCAUGCCCUGACCGCUGCCAAGCCUUACACCCGCUACCACCCCAUGGACUACUACUGGUGGCUGCGAAUGCAGAUCGUGACCCACUUGCCUGGGGCCAUCUCCGACAGGAUCUAUAUACACUGAAGAGUUUCCGGCUGGCCUCUGCCGGGAGCCCUGGUGGGAGGGAGGACGGAGCUUGGACAGUCACUUCUUCAUUACCCACUCGUGGGUAAUCCACCGUCCCUGGAGGACCCCACUGCCAGUUUUAGUGUCAGCCAAGGGGUUAGCCAGCCCAGGCCUCCUCGGUGCGGUUGCAGAAUGAUGGGCAGGGCCCCUAUACCUCAGGGCAAACAUGUUGCAACUACCUUUCUAUAGUUGAUUUCAUACAAAGAUUUUUUGGAAAUAUCUUUAUAUUAAAAGCAGAUUUAUUAUAAAAUAGAAUCCAAAUCCUUUACAUUUUUAAGUCAAAAUCCCCAUUCAAAAAAUUUAUCUCAUUGCAUCCUGGAGCCAACCUCAUGAGUAAGGGAACAGAUUUCUUUCUUUUGUAUGCAAAGAAUUUGUAGCACAAAUUGGAUACGUGAAUAAUCUUUUUAUUGCUUCUGAAUGGUCCAAGCCACGUGUUCCUGUCCCUGCUGUAGCAUUGCUUCACACUUUGUGUUACAGGGUGCUCUGGAUCCAGCCGAGUCUCCUCCGAGAGCUCUACGGCCUUGCCCGAGCCUUACUUGCCACGUGCCCAUCAUUCACCUCUGCGUGUGUGUGGUGCUGGUGUGUGUGGCCAUAGCCGGCAAUUCAGAACUGUGUGGAGAGAGUGGGGACAUUGUGAAGAUUUCUACUUGCAGAUUUCUCCAACCCCUUAAGACUUAGGACUGACUUGUGGAGGUGCUCUUUGGCUAAAAGAGUGGUUUCUGGUUUGAGACUGCUUGGUUUUGCUUGGGGCGGAAACUCCAUUAAUGGGGCAUUCUUGGCAGGAGCUAUGGUACAAAGGCCAGACACUGGCACCUUCUCCAGGUGUGGGUCUGGAGUCUCUUCCUGUCUUGUAUGAUGCUCACACUCACACAUUCACACACACAUUUGUUCUGUGGAGCUCAAGAUGGCCUUUGUUGAUGGCUUGCCUUCCUGCUGUGGCCCUAUUUUUAAUUAGGAAGCAAGGUCACUGAUAGGUAGAGUCUGAGUUAUCACUUCUAGGGUUUGGGUUUGAAGGCUGCUGUCCUUGAAAUUUUCCAGGGUCUGAUGUUUGGACCAAAGCCAGACACUACCCUCCUCCAGGUGGUUUGCAGGCCUAGGACUGGCUCCUGAGUGCUCACUCCCACAGAAAAAUGGGCCCUUCCACUCUCCUUGGGACGGCCGGGACGGCCGCUAGAGGGCCCGCUGCCUCCGCAGCCUCUGCUCCCCGCUGGGAGCUUCCACUCAAGCCCGAGGUCUCUCAGCGGUUCCUGAUCCCCACUGGCACAAACACGAGAGGCCCUUUAGAAACAGCGUUCCCGGGUAGCUGGGACUGGCCGUGGGGCUCAGGCAGUGCCAAGGAAAAGCAGGUCCCACAACGGGCAAAUUCACCCUGCCCUUCGGGCCUUUGUGCCCUGUCUUCAAUCAUGGAUGCCCUGUCCCAGCUCCGUUCUGCAAAGUGAGGCCAAGAGGGCCCGCAGGGAUGACAGGGAAGGCAGACAGGUCUGAAAUUCUCCAGAGACCAGAGGGACAUUUGAUGGCCAUCAUGUUUAUAUAACAUUAAGAUUCUUUUGUCUCACAAAGCUUGCCUUUCAGAAUUGCAUUUUCACAUCUUCUGUUUUCAUGCUUAAUUUUAUUAAAGGGAAAUGAAUGUAACACUUGUCACACAAGUGCAUGGAUAGCUGGGAACUAGCAGGAAGCAGAGAUGGGCACAUGCUCUAAGUUGGGUCCAGCAAUAAGCUGAACACUGCAGAACCUGCCUCCAAGUCUGCUGGGGUCUCCAGGAGAAAAAGAAAACUGCUAGGCUGGCCUGCAGCUGCCCCGAUUUUUAAUUUUUAUCCUCAUGACUGAAAAGCACAGAGAACGUCCCUCUCCAGAUAAUCUAAUGCUAGUUCAAACCUCACAUUUACCAUUCAUUUUUUGGCAGCUUAGUGCCUGCAGAGGUGCAGGUCUAGUUCUGAUCCUUACAAGAGCUCACUGAGGUGGGCAGAAGAGAAGAGAUGGCUGUUCCCAAGAGGGGAAGCAACUCUAGCAUCACAGUGGAUCCGGGCAGACCCAGCACCAGCAUGAAAGGCUCCCGAGUGCUGCUGUUCACUUACCUUGUGGCCCCGACAGCCCUGGGAACCUUCACUCAUUGUCAGCAGAGAGCUGCCCCUCCUUGUGGGGUUGAGGGGAAGGAGGAGACUUUUCAGAGGCUGUCACCCAGGUCUCACCAUCCAGUCCUGCCGGGAACCAAUGACACUGCCUUAGGCAGGAGCACCAUCUGUAGCAUACACUCCUCGGAAGGAUUCACUGGGUCAGGGAGGCUUGAAGAUGCUUCUCCCGCUGUCUGAGCCUGUAGCACUGGUCUGGGCCCCUUGAUAAGUACACCCACCUCCUAGUCAGCAGGUGCCUGGUUCAGGGAUGAGGAUUCCUGAUCUUACUUGAUCUUCCCAGGGCCUGUGAGGUGGGGAGAGAGUCCAGCAUCCCUUGCCAGUCCCACUCUGCCACCCCUGUGGUGUGAACUUCAGCAGGUGGGUCUCAGUCCAGGGCCUCAGUUCGAGCCUCCUGCUGGAGGAGGGAAAGCAUGUAGAUAAAGCCUCGAACUUGUGAAGUGUCAGGAGAGGCUCAGGUUGCACCCUGGACUUUGCCCAGUGGCACGUCUGUCUGUGAGACCCAUGGCCUGCUGUCUUCAGCAGGCACUAAGCCUUCCCUGAUGGCUGGAGGCUGGUGGAGGGUUUUUUGCAAGAUGCUCCUGACAAUGCCUUAUUACAGAGCUAUGCUUAACGUUCUACCCCAGGACCAAGGGGCACUGUGAGCAGGUGACUGGCCUGGCCCUGCCUGCCUCAAGCUGCUUGGGCUGUGCCUCUGCUGCCCACAGCAGGGGGCGUGCCAAAGGGUCCCCACUUGGGAGGCCUGCUCACCACCUGAUUUAAACAGUGCCCAGCUCCGCAAAGUUGUGCGAACCUGGUACAGGUGCUGCAAGCAGAGGCUCCCCCAGCUCAGGUGGCAUCAGGCUCGGGCUGCCAAGCAACAGCCAGAGACAUCUGUAUAGUCUGGGCACAUUACACAGCCAGUUCACCCCUUUCUCUCUCCGGAUUCUUGCAGCGGCCCUGGGAGGUAAGCAGGGUGGAGUCAGUAUCUCAUUUUAUACCUAAGCAAACAGACUACUCCAAGUCUCUCAGCAAGUAAGGGAUUCAACUGGGAAGCCAAAUUAGAUUUAACCUCCAACCCAGAGCUAGUGAUGCAUGAAAAUCAUGGCAGCUGGCAUCAGGAUCCAAAAUAAGAAGGAGGAAAUGCAUCCAUUAUGUAACAGUGGGAAAAUCUGUACACACAUGCCCAGUGACAACUGCAGUGUGCUGCCACGUGAGCCAGCUGCUGCUUCCCUCCCUUCUGGGCUCUGGAUGCCACUACCUAGGAGAGAAGGUACUGGAGGCGCCCACCAGCAGCCCUCCAGCAGGAAGUCUGCCUUGUCUGGACUAACACCGCCCCUACCUGGGGCAUUUCCAAGGGCUCUAUGAACACCCUAACCCAGACCUUGGCAGAGAGAUUCUGGAGCUGCUCAUUGAGGGUUAAUGAGCACAGAGCUUGAGAAUCCUCAGGUGAGGAGAUGGAACAAGCAGGACUAUGGUGCUGUGUGCUCUCAUGGAGCCUGAACAAACCAACCCCAGCACCAUAAGGCCUUCACCAUGUCGAUAGGCACCAAAGGAGGUGGUUUCUGAGUGGUGACUUUAGAGGUAUAGGGUAAGCACCAAGGACCAGGCCAUGGGCUGGGGCUGGGAGAGGCUGCCAGGAACCCCAAAACUCAGAGAAGGAAAGAUGGGGCUCAGCUCUCAUCAAGCCUGAGUCUCCACUUCCUGGGGGCCUCCUGGGGGCGGGCCCAGAUUUGAAACCCUCCAGUGACAGAGAACUCAUCACUUCCCCCAGAUGGUGUUUCCUUGGUUGGGGAAAAUUUAUCCAAAGACUGAGUGGAAAUCUACCACCUCUAACUGAAUUCCUUUGGCACUUGGCUUGACUCAGACCCACAUGGAACAAUUUAAAUCUCAACUAGUCCACUGGAUACUUGGAAAUGGACCAGUCAGGUCAAGAGUCCAGGGCCCUCAUUCUGCAAGGUUUUCAUACCCCUCACUGUCUGAGCACAAGGUUGCAGCUGUGGUUAUCUCAACCCUCAUUCUUGAUGACACACACCAAGCUGAGUGGCCACCUGAGUCCCCUCAUGCAGCCAAAAGCUUUGACCCAGGUUUGAAUACACUUGGGGAGCUGCUGGGAGGUCCUCACAUGCACAUGCCCCUUCACAACUAAUCGAGUGUGCUCACAACUUAUCUUUCAUCUGACCCUCAUAAACAGCUUGUGACUUAGGCAAGACCAUAUUCCCAUUUUACAGAUGAGGAAACUAAGUCUCAGGGAGGAACAGCUACUUGCCCAAGACCACAGAAAGUAGGAGAGCCAAGAAAGAAUCCCAGGCCUUCCCUAGGACCCCUCCCUUUAGCCCCCAGCUGACCUCAGUCUCCCUCAUCAGGGACCUUGAACUGGGCUAUACUCUGCUCAGUCAGAGGCUGACCAUGUGGCCUGUGAGGUGUGGGGAGCAUUAAACUCAACUUUUUCCUAGCCCACAGUUCUUCAGAAAGCAGCAGAGAAGGGAGGCUGAGUCUCUCCUGCAUCUCACCGCAACUGUGUCCAUUGUGUCUAUGGGAUCUGGCAGUGGCCUGAGCACUACGGAGUGCUGGAGGUGUAGAAAGCAGGGCCAGGAAGUAUUCUCAGGACAGUGGCUGAGGACCAUCCUGGCCUUGGCAUCCAUGAAUAUAUGUUAGAGCAGAGAGUAUAAAUGGGAACCAACCUUAGGGGAUGCUGAGGCCCCCAAACACCUUGUACUGUUCUCUCAGUGAGACUUAAUCACUCUAUAAAAUGUAAGGCUGCUUCCACUCAUCAAAUUAUAGAUGAGCUUAAUCACAGCUCCCUGAGUAAUCACAUUGGGGUCCUUCAGAAAUAGCAGUGAGCUGGCUGCUCUUCUCAACUUCAGCUGCACUCAGCCCUACCCCCACCCCCACCUCAACCCUGUUUCAAGAGGAACUGUCCAUCUUCCUGGGGUUGUCGGUGCUGCUAAAUGGUGCUCUCAGAUGAUGUGAGCUGACUUGACAGACUGCACUGGGCUCUGUGGCUACUGCCACUACUGGCUCACUGGGACCACUCCCAGCCAGUGAGCUUCUGCUGGACCCCUGGCUGUGAGCUCUGCUCCCGGGUUGUUUACUCUCUCUCUCCUAAUUAUAUUGUAUUUUGGCCAAAAAUUUUGACUCAAUGUUUGAUCAAAGGUAUACAAAGUGUUAUGGGACUUACCAUAAGGAAAAAAGAAAGAACAUGGUAUUGAAUAGAAAUUUAGGGAAAUUCAAGGGCACCUUCAAGGAAACAGGGUAAAGAGCAACAGAUCACUAGGACCUGAUGAAAGUUCUAUGACAUUAUAAAGGGCAUCAUAAACUUCCCUGUGGACAGGGAGGGUCAAUAGACUUGUUUCAAUGGAACAGACUGGCACGUGAUUUCAGGGGAUAUUGAUGGGAAUGGAGGAGCUACUGCUGAUGAUAAUACAAGUGCCCUCAGUGUUCCCAUAUUCAGACAUCAACCCUAUGCUUAGUAGCAUCUGUUUUCACUCCUUGUUCCCUUUAUUAUUUGAGUUUUUUCUCUGUGGCAGGCCCUGUCCUGAGCAGGAGUGUCCAAGGCAGGCAUCCCACUGCCCUCCCAGAGCUCAGGAGGCCAGAAAGUUUAACCCAAGGUGACAAGUGCCAUGAUUUGGGGGAGGAAAUGAAAUGCUUUUUUUCUACCAGAAAUACAUAAAACUUAAGCUACACACAACUUAAUUUGUCUUCUUCCCUGCCCAGCCUUGGAGCUUUAGGUCAAUGGCAUACUGAGGUCUGUCCAGAAAAAAGUCAAACCAUUGUUAAUAUAACAAGAAUGGUUUGCACAACAUCGUGUAACCUGACAGCCAAGGAGAGUGGACUGGAAGGUGUGAACAAUGACGACUUCACUGUGCUAGUCAGUGAGGGCAGUAGAUGCCAUUGAGUGAGCAUGUGCACUGUGUGUCCAUUGUAUUCAACUGAUUGAGUGAGUAGAGCAAUGGAUCCGCAUCAAAUUUUGCAUUAAGCUUGAACAUUCAGAAACUAUCUGGAUGACUCAGAAGGCCGCAGCUAUGGACAGCUGGUGAUUGGCAGCUUCGUCAUGACAAUACUCCCGCUUCAUGCUUCAUAUCUCACACAGAGUUUUUUGGCAAAAUGUCAAAUCACCCAGGUGACUCAACUGCCCUGGGUUGAGUCAUCUCAACAACCCAGAUUUGGUGCCCUGCAACUUCUGGCUUCUCCCAAAACUAAAAUCAUCUUUGAAAUGGAAGAGAUUUCAGACCAUUGAUGAUAUUCAGGAAAAUACGAUGAGGCAGCCGAUGUAAAAUGGGAGAACUGUGUGAGGUCCCAAGAUGCCUAAUUUGAAGGGGACUGAGGCGUCAUUGUCCUAUUUACAAUGCUUCUCGUAUUUUGUAUCUUCCUCAAUGAAUGUCUUUGUUUUUCAUGUUACAUGGCUGGAUACCUUCUGGACUAACCUUGUAUGUGAGGGACCAUGAAUGGGCAAGGGUCUUUCCCUUGCUCAGUUGUUUAGUGCUCAAGUACCUGGCUCCCAGCUGCCUAGCUGGCCUAGACAAGCCAGAGGCUUGGGGCAGAGAUUGCUACAGGUCUCUGAUAUCCAGUCUUCUCUUCUAUAGGAAUAUAUACAUCAACAUAUGGCUGGGCCCAUGGCUAUCUAUAAUAAAGACUAUACUUCUAAGAUUCCCUUGCAGCUAAAGGUGAUCAUGUGACUAUGUUCUGGCCAUUGGCAUAUAAGCAGACAUAGUGUACAACAGCCUUCAGGAACCUUCCUUAAGAGAUAGCUAUAAGCCCCCUUUGGCUCCUUCAACCCUUCAAUUCUACUGCCUUAAACUUGGAUGCUGCCAUCUUGGACCAUGAGGUCAAAAUCAUGUAUGGACAUUACAAAAUAGUGUCUGGAUGCCAGACACUGGAAACUACUUUCCACUCUUGACCACUCAUCUUGAUUUUACGUGAAAAGAAAUAAACUUCUGUCUUUUCUGUAUUACUACUAUUUUGGAAUUAUUUUUUUCUAGGCAAAGUAAACCCUAGGUAACAUAGGCCCCAGCUGGACCAAGGAUGGGAAAGCCAUUGCACACACCUAGGGGCAGGAAACCACAUUUGAUAGCAAUAAUUAUAAGCAUUUACUGAGCACUUCCUAUGUGCCAGUAUGUGCAUUAUUCCAUUUGAUCCUUCCAGUAAUACUAAGAGGCAAGAUUUAUAAUCCCAAUUUUAUAGAUGAUUUAACUGAAGCUUAGGUUUAAAUACCUUACCUAAUCAGUCAGAAAGUGACAGGAUUCAGAACCAGACUCUCUUUAACUCCUGAGCACAAGCCCUGACUGUUUCUCAGACAAAGAGCAGGGUUCCUGCCAAGCUGGCUGCAACCUCCCUGACCUCUCUUGGGCCAGUGGGGGCUGUGGCUCAGCUCAGAUGGAAAGGAGGCUAUGACUGUGCUGAAACUGGUAUAAAUCGGGCUGAGACUGGGCCACCAAAAGUGUAGUACUUAUCCCCCAACACAAAAUUCUAAGACUUGAAAUAUUUUUGAGGCCUAGCUCCUCUACCUAAUGAAGAUGUUCCCUCAAGAGCAUCCCCAGGCCCUUGCUGGUGUGGCUCAGUGGAUUGAGCGACAGCCGGCAAACCAAAAGGUUGCCGGUUCAAUUCCCUGUCCGGGUACAUGCCUGGAUUGCAGGCCAGGUCCCCGGUUGAGGGUGUGUGAGAAGCAACCCACUUAUGUUUUUCUUCCACAUUGAUGUUUCUCUCAUUUUCUUGCUCCCAUCCUUUCCGUCUCUCUAAAAAUAAAUAAAUAAAAUCUUAAAAAAAAGAAGAACAUCCCCAAGGAGAUCAUCUGCUUUGGGCUGAAUGUUUGUUUUCCCUCCCCAGCCCCCCUUCAGAUAUUGAAAUUCUAUCCCUCAAAGAUGAUAGUAUUAGGAGGUGGGGCAUUUGGAAGGUGCUUAAGUCAUGAGGGUAUAGCCCUCCGGAAUGGGAUUAGUGCCUUAUAAAAUAGGCUCCAAAGGACUCCCCAGCCCCUUCCACCAGGCAUGGGAGGACACAGUGAAAGGAGCCAGUUAUGAGCCAGGAAGAGGACCCUCACUGGACCAUACUGGCACCUUGAUUUUGGACUUCCCAGCCUCCAGAACUAUGAGAAAUACAUUUCUGUUGCUUAUAAGCCACUGUCUGUGGUACUUUGUUACAGCAGGCCAAGCUAAGAAACCAUCUCUUAGAUGGCUCAAGACUCUUCUUCUCCCACCUCCUCCUCCUCUUCUUCCCUCUUGAUUUUCUUCCUUCUCCUCUCCUCUUUCUCUUCUGACCCUCACUCCUCCUCCUCCUCUUCUGAGGAC